AUGCAGAAUACAUUAUUAAGAACAUAUAUUAAUUCACCGUUAGAACAAUUUGAAGUUAAGCUAUUUUUAGGUUUAAAUACACCAUUUAUUGAUUUAAGUGGUUUAAAUAUUACAACAUUUACAUUAUAUACUAUUAUUGUAUUAUUAGUAGUAUCAUCAUUAUAUGUAUUAAGUAAUAAUAAUAAUAAAAUUAUUGGUUCAAGAUGAUUAUUAUCACAAGAAGUAAUUUAUGAUACAAUUUUAAAUAUGGUUAAAGGACAAAUUAAAGGUAAAGAUUGAGGAUAUUAUUUUCCAUUUAUUUAUACAUUAUUUAUGUUUAUUUUAAUUUCUAAUUUAAUUAGUAUGAUUCCUUAUUCAUAUGCUUUAACAGCACAAUUUGUAUUUAUUAUUUCAUUAAGUAUGAUUAUUUGAUUAGGUAUUACUAUUUUAAGUUUAUUUAAACAUGGUUGAGUAUUCUUCUCAUUAUUUGUACCAUCAGGUACAGCUUUACCUUUAGUACCUUUAUUAGUUGUAAUUGAAUUAUUAUCUUAUGUUGCUAGAGCUUUCUCUUUAGGUUUAAGAUUAUCUGCUAAUAUCUUCUCUGGACAUUUAUUAAUGGCUAUCUUAGCUGGUUUAACUAUAACUUUUGUACAAAUUAAUAUCUUUACUUUAAUUUUAGGAUUUAUCCCUUUAGCUAUUAUCUUAAUUAUUAUGUGCUUAGAAUUUGGUAUUGCUAUUAUCCAAGCCUACGUUUUCUCUAUCUUAGCCUCUUCUUACUUAAAAGAUGGUUUAUACUUACAUUAA
This is a messenger RNA of Nakaseomyces glabratus, 783 nucleotides long. Lineage: Eukaryota; Fungi; Ascomycota; Saccharomycetes; Saccharomycetales; Saccharomycetaceae. The record is from the annotation of a RefSeq genome assembly.